Messenger RNA from Paracoccidioides brasiliensis Pb18, 1911 nucleotides. Its product is annotated as cleavage polyadenylation factor subunit MPE1. Gene Ontology annotation, cellular component: nucleus. Gene Ontology annotation, molecular function: nucleic acid binding; ubiquitin protein ligase activity; zinc ion binding. Gene Ontology annotation, biological process: ubiquitin-dependent protein catabolic process; protein ubiquitination; mRNA processing. The coding region runs from base 1 to 1911 and encodes 636 amino acids. The record is from RefSeq and is a predicted model, not a curated record. The transcript has 4 exons.
AUGACUUCUUCUGUUCAUUUCAAGUUCAAAUCUCAGAAGGAGCCCUCGAGGGUAACGUUUGAUGGUACGGGUAUAUCGGUUUUUGAGCUGAAAAGAGAAAUCAUCAAUCAAAAUCGACUAGGCGACGGAAGUGAUUUUGAGCUUGCGAUAUAUAAUGAAGAUACUAACGAAGAGUAUGACGAUGAUACCACCAUUAUCCCACGAUCCACAUCUGUCAUCGCCCGCAGACUUCCUGCUGCCAGACCUGGCAAGGGCGGUGCUGCACGUUAUGUCUCCGGUAAGAUGCCAGUGAACGCUCGUAGCUCAUCUAGGAUUGAGCCCCCUGCCGCUGGCCGAACGAUAGGUGGUGGAGGUGCGGUUAUAAACAAUAUUUCCGAUUUGAAUAGCGCACAGUCCGAAGAUGAGAAGAUCAAAGCAUUAUUUAGUUUGCAAGAAACUCAGUGGAAGGAACAGCAAAACGAAAUGGCCAAUGCCACUCCAGUCCCGUUUCAUCGGGGAAGGGGAAAACCUGUUAAUAUUCCUGACCAUCCGCCCCCACCAGGCUACCUAUGCUACCGUUGCCGAGAGAAAGGGCAUUGGAUCCAGGCAUGUCCUACUAACAAUGACCCAAAAUUCGACGGCCGUUAUCGAGUUAAGCGAUCGACGGGAAUACCCCGCUCUCUCCAGAAACAGGUUGAAAAGCCCGAUUCCCUGGCAUUAGAUGGUUCAAACGAAGAUUCAAAACUUUCCGGGGUCAUGGUAAACGCUGAUGGUGAUUUUGUGGUUGCCCAACCAGACAAGGCGUCGUGGGAACUGUACCAGGAAAAGGCCAAAGCUUCUGCAGCAGCCGCAGCUGAAUUUGCGGCGGCUGAGGGGAGCAAAGAGAUACAAGCGCGUGGUCUACAGUGUCCAAUUGAUAAACGCUUACUACUAGAGCCAACGAAAACUCCAUGCUGCAGCAAGACAUAUUGCAACGAUUGUAUCACAAAUGCAUUGAUCGAAAGUGAUUUCGUUUGCCCCAAUUGCUCCACUGAAGGCGUAUUACUAGACAAUUUAGCAGUGGACGAAGAGGCUAUUACUAAGCUAAAGGAUUAUGAAAAAGAAAAAUCAGAGAAAAGGGAUAAAGAAAAAGAAGAAGGAUCAGUUAGUGAGGAAAGUACCAGAUCCCCUCGACCAAAAGUGGCUUCGGAAUCCGCCAACCACAAACCCACCUCUGCAUUGUCUCCAGAAACUCUGACGCAACCCAAUUCAACAUAUCCAAAGAAGCGGCCCGCAGGUGAAGGUGACGAAAACAAUAAUGAGGAACCAAUCGCUGCACCAGCAAUGAAAAAGCAAAAAUCGAACGAUAGCCAGUCCCAGGUUAACAAUCAACAUAACUCAAGAUUUAAACCCAUGAACAGAUUCUCCCCAACCCCAUUCAAUCAGCAACUAUCGUCCGGAAAUUUUAACUCACCAUCACCUCAAAAUUUCCCGUUUAUGGGGUUCCCUCCAAAUAAUAUCAUGUCAAUGACUGGGUUUGUUGGGGGUGUAAACCAUUCUCCUAUGUCUAACGGAUAUCCGCAUGGCGAAAGUGGAUGGAAUCAAAUGGCUAACAACAAUAUGAGUUUCGGGCCACCAAACCUUUCCUAUAUGACUGGAUUCAACCAAACAAUGAUGCCAGUUGGCGGAUAUGGGCCCCCCAAUUUCGGCCCUGCUGCGGGUGGGAUGCCGAUGAAUAUGAAUUUCAUGAGCCAACAACUUAGUCAUUUGCCGCAAAGACCACCUUUCCAGCAAAAUCCAGGAAUCACCACCUUCUCGAACCAACAGCGAACCAGUUUCGGUAGACCAUUCGCGAAGGAGGAAGACAAUGCAUACUUACGCCAGCCCGUAAACCCUCAUCGGCAUCAGGCGAGGCAAAAACGAAUUAGGCCUAGUGACUAUCGGGAACUGUAG